CAGUAUAAGUACAUACGGUAUAUGUAAUGGCUGUUCUUACUUCACUAUAUAAUGUAGAUUGGUGUUUUUUUUUAUGAUUUUCAUUUUCUACCAUCUCUUCUCUCUUUACAGAAAUCUUUGGCAAGGGACAAGGUCCUGAUCUUCGGGUGACAAGAUGACUGUCCAAAUUUUCUCAGGAAAAGUCUUUGCCUUAUUUCUGCUGAUCCUUGUGUUUUUCUCUGGGUACUUAAUCCUGUACAAAAAUAAUAAAGAACUUAUCAAUAGCUGGUUUCAAUAUUCUCCAACAGUGCAGAAGAAAAUAAGACCUAUAAAUAAUCAAACUUACCCAGCUUUCAAGCACCCCCUGGCUCCUCCGUACCCAUACCCAUACAAAUUCCUUAUCAACCAGCCAGACAAGUGUAAGAACCGGACGCCUUUCCUUGUUAUAUUGAUUUUGGGUGAAGUUCAUGACAUAGAUUCUAGACACACUCUCCGGGAAACAUGGGGCAAUGAGAGUCUUUAUGAUGUUGAUGUGGUCAGGAUUUUUCUGGUGGGUAUAUCUCGGGUUGCUCCUGACCGGAUCCAGUUGAUGUUGGAGGAAGAAAGUGAGACCUUCGGGGACAUCAUCCAGCAAGACUUUAUGGACACCUAUUACAACUUGACCCUGAAAACCUUAAUGGGUUUGGAAUGGGUGACCAAAUUUUGUCCUACUGCCAGCUAUGUCAUGAAAAUAGACAACGACAUGUUUUUUAAUAUAGACUACUUGGCCCAUCAGAUUCUUCCUCAAAACUUACCCGUUCUUCAGAAUUACUUUACAGGAAAUAUAGUUGCCAACACUGGACCCUUGAGGAGUAGGGUUUAUAAGUGGUAUGUACCUAAGGAAGUCUAUCCAAAUGACACUUACCCUCCCUAUUGCGCUGGUCCUGGAUAUCUAUUAUCAGCUGAUAUGGCGAAAAAAAUCUAUGAUGUGUCCCAAGAAAUUAGGGUCAUCCCUAUGGAAGAUGCUUUUAUGGGAAUUUGCUUGUAUGAGCUUCAUAUCCUUCCCACUCAACCCCCUCCUGGUGCAUUUCAUGGUCUUAAGGUUGACUAUGACCUAUGCAAAUUUAAAAAAUUUGUCACAGUGCACCAUUACGCUGGAAAAGAGUUAAGGACCAUAUGGGCAGACUUUUGGGCAAAUAGAUCAAAGACCUGUGACAGUUAGAUGAGAAAAUAUCAUGAAUUCCCCAUGAUGAAGAGAUUAUUUACACAAUGUAUAUGGACCUGGUGCCAAACAUGCCCAUUAAAGGUGCCACCUACUUUCAAAUUUUUUUUCUCUCCUUCCCU
Hyla sarda is the source of this 1302-nucleotide messenger RNA. RefSeq names its product beta-1,3-galactosyltransferase 2-like. Bases 155 to 1180 code for a protein of 341 amino acids. The record is from RefSeq and is a predicted model, not a curated record. Gene Ontology annotation, cellular component: membrane. The transcript has a single exon. Gene Ontology annotation, molecular function: N-acetyl-beta-D-glucosaminide beta-(1,3)-galactosyltransferase activity. NCBI's taxonomy places the organism in Eukaryota, Metazoa, Chordata, Amphibia, Anura, Hylidae.